This is a messenger RNA of Acanthosepion pharaonis, 1008 nucleotides long. NCBI's taxonomy places the organism in Eukaryota, Metazoa, Mollusca, Cephalopoda, Sepiida, Sepiidae. The record is from the annotation of a GenBank genome assembly.
AUGCUCCCUUUGAAAGCUGCUACUAAUACAAGGCAUACUUUACAAGCUCUCUCAAUACCGUCUGUCACAAUCGCCUGCCAUCUUUCUGAUGCGAUAAAAUCUUCUUCUUCUCUUUUUCUCUGGUUCUUCUUUUCAAUCAUUCUUCUUAUUUUCAAAAAAACAUUUAUUUCUCUUCCUCUUCAGAUCGAAAAAGUAAUCUUUCUUUUAUUAAAAUUUUCUCUGCCUUUUCUUAUUUUUUUCUUUCUCUUUCUUACAGCCAUUUUUUUUUUUAUCAUUUCGCUUUCUUUCUAUUUUUUUUCUUUUAUUUUCUUGUUUUCUUUUUUUUUUUUCUUUCUUUUCUUCUUCCAAUUUUUAUUUCUUUCCACGGACUUUUUCUUUUUUUUUCUUUUUUCUUUCUUUCUUUCUUUCUUUCUUUUUUCUUUUUUUUUUCUUUUCAACUUCCUUUUUCGUUUCUUCUUCUUCCUCUUUUCUUUCUUCUUUUUCUUUCUUCUUUCUUCUUUUUUUUUCUUUUUUCUUCUUUUAGAAAACUUUUCUUUCUUUCUUCUUCUUUUUUUUUUUUCUCUUUUUUCUUUUUUUUUCUUUUCUUCACUUUUUUCUUUUUUUCUUCUCUUUCUUUCUUUUUUUUCUUCUCUUUUUUUUUUCUUAUUUUUUUUAUUAACUUCUUUUUUCUUUUCUUUCUUUCUUAAUUUCUUCUUUUUUUUUUUUUUUUAUUUUCCUAUUUAUUUAUUUAUUUCAUUAUUUUUUCUUAUUCUUUUUCUUCUUUUUCUUCUUCUUUUAUCUUUUUCUUUUCUUUUUCUUUAUUCUUUUUUUCCUACUUUUUUCUUCAUUCUUUCGCUAACAUUUCAUUCUUUUUUUAAUGAGUUUGCUUUUGUUUUCUUGCUUGUUAUUUUUCUUCCUUAUUUUUUUUCUCUUCUCUUCUUCUUCUUUUUUUUUCUUUUUCUCUUUUUUCUUUUCAUAUUUUUCUUACUUAUUCUUCUUUCAAAAUUUUUGUUUUCCUCUCUUAUUUAG